AUCAUCAAUGGAUUGACAUCAAUCCAAAGCACGCGACAAGGCGACGCUCCGAAUCCGGAGCACCAGCAACCGAACCAGCCAGCCCGCCUACGACCCCACGACAAAGAUGGCCCCGGGACAGAAGCUCUACCCCAGGGCGACGGUCAAGCGCAUCAUCAAGGCAGAGUCCGACUGCAAUGUCAGCAAGGACGCCGACGUCACGGUUUUCGUCGACUACAUCCGCUUUCUGCAAACGGUCGUGAACGAGGCCGUCAUCGAGUCCAAGAGGGCGGGCGAGAAGGGGAUCACGCCGCGGAGCGUCAAGAAGGUCACUGCGGACUCCCUUGCCAAAUUCAAGCUGUAAACCCCUUUUCUGAAAACAGCGUCGUCCACGAAACGAACCGACAACCACCCAUGACACAUCACACAUGAGCCACCGACCGUCUGUGCUGCUCCCCGUCGCAGCACCGAGGCAGAAAUAUGCCAAAGCUGGAAAGGCUGGCAGGACCGUGUCACGGAGGUGUCAAAUAGGGCUUGCGGGAACUGGAUAUCGGGUACCAAAUGGUAAUGGCGGCGCCUGGCGUGUGAAUCUCCACGCGUUUAUGUGACGUCGUAAGGUCUCGUCUACGCGGUACCUGCGGCGCAUAGCAGGCUGGAUAGCUCGCAUUUGCAGGGGCUUCGGUACCUCGGCGGGUCCAAUGCCUUGACCCUGGGCGAUGCAUUCGGCAGCUGUAACAAGGCAUGGAUCCUGCUCGUUGGGUCGAUAAAUGCCAACAUAAUCAACAGCCUGGAAUGUUGGGCUAUAGUGCUUUACAUACAGUAGGACCGCAUAUUUAAAAGAAAUAAGAAACAAAUCGACUACCAGUAAAGAUGCGCCG
This is a messenger RNA of Gaeumannomyces tritici R3-111a-1, 857 nucleotides long. RefSeq lists its product as hypothetical. The record is from RefSeq and is a predicted model, not a curated record. Gene Ontology annotation, molecular function: protein heterodimerization activity. Bases 107 to 343 code for a protein of 78 amino acids. Gene Ontology annotation, cellular component: nucleoplasm; kinetochore. Lineage: Eukaryota; Fungi; Ascomycota; Sordariomycetes; Magnaporthales; Magnaporthaceae. The transcript is spliced from 4 exons. Gene Ontology annotation, biological process: kinetochore assembly; chromosome segregation; mitotic cell cycle.